Molecule: messenger RNA, 1035 nt
Organism: Staurois parvus
Lineage: Eukaryota; Metazoa; Chordata; Amphibia; Anura; Ranidae
Source: the annotation of a GenBank genome assembly
AUGUCCUGGGUAGAUGAAAACAACUUCACACUUCUACACUUUGCAGUAGCUCAGGGAAACCUUGAGAAAGUAAACCAUUUCCUCAGCCUGAAUGCUAAUGUUAAUAGCCGUACGGUGAGUGGAUAUACACCGCUCAUCUUGGCGGUGCAGAAAAAGCUCCCUGACAUAUGUACUAUCUUAAUAGAAAAUGGAGCAGAUGUGAAUAUAACUGAUGAAGACAAAUGGUCACCUCUGCAUUUUUCAGCCCAGAGUGGAGAUGAUCGGAUAGCACGUCUGCUGUUGGGUCAUGGAGCUCACGUAGAUGCAACGGAACGAGAUAAUUGGACAGCACUUCACCUGGCCUCUCAAAAUGGUUUUGAAAAUGUUGCCCGAGUCCUUUUCACCCGUCAGGCAAACCCAAAUUGCCAAGAAUCAGAUGGGAAAACAGCUCUUCAUAUAGCUUCCUAUUUUGGCCACUACAAACUUGUUAAACUUCUGAUUAGCCAAGGAGCUGAUCGAGACGCCAAGCAGAAGAAUCUCAGGACUCCCCUUCACAUUUCUGCUGACAGAGGCUAUUUCCGAGUGGUACAGCAUUUGAUACAAAAGGGAGCAAAUGUCAACUGUGUUGAUCAAAGCCAAUAUAGCCCUUUACAUAUGGCGGCAGUAAAAGGCAAUAGCAUGAUCUGCAAGCUCCUCAUAAAGCAUGGUGCUCAGGUCAACAUAAAAAAUAAUCAGUGCUGGACGCCAUUGCAUCUUGCAAUUUUUAAAGGACACACUGAAAUAAUAUAUUUACUUAAGGACAAUGAUGCUACCUUAGAUGCUGAGGGAAAUAUGAAAUGGACACCACUCCACCUGGCUGUACGCUACAGUGAAGACUCCAUCAUUUCUCUUCUCUUGAAUUUCGGAGCUGACCCAAAUGUUGCAGAAAUGUCUGGCUGGACACCACUGCACCUUGCAGUGCAACGAAGUUCAUUUGGCAAUGUGAUCAAACUCAUUGAGAAGAAAGCUAAUGUGGAUGCUCAAAACAAGUUUUUGGUUGGACUCCGUUACACGUAG